AUGGAGAUAAAAGAGUCUAGCGAUAAUGAUAUUCAGUUGAUGGACCUCCGACAGCGAUUUGAAACUUUUAAUGAGUCGAUCAACCUCGAAGGAAAGAGAUGUUCGUGGCCUUAUAAAGUUAUUCCUCCCAAGGCUAUUGCGCUAUUGGGAUUUUCUUAUGAGCCUAAAUUUGAUGCAGAAACGAAUUCAGUCAUUCGAGACAGAGUUCAUUGUGUUUUUUGCCGGUGCGCGACAGUAGAUUUCCACGAUUGUCGAAGUAAGACCCUUACAAUGACGCUUUGCAAUGUUCUCAAAAAACAUUUGAGCGAUAAUUCGGGUUGCUUAAAUGCCAUUCUCAAAUUGAAAAUAAUGGAAACGGAAAACGAUUUUGAUUUGAAGAAUGUGGCAGGUUAUAACAACCCUAUGGCGAAAAACUUGGUAGAAUUUCGAGAAACGACCUUCAAGCACAACUGGAUUCACGGAAAUGAAAAUGAAAAUGAAAAUUCACUUUCUGCCUCACGAAUGGCAAACGCUGGUUUAUUUCGGUAUGAAAACAGCAUCGAUACUUCAGGGACGUACGAAAGUUUUCCCGAUGCAACUUUUUGCGUGUACUGCACCAAGGUCAUUGCGUCGUGGGAAAACCAGGAUGACCCCUUAUGGGAACAUUUUAAGUGCUCUGAUGGAGGUGAGUGUUAUUUCUUCCAAGAACACGAUAACAAGUUGUUGAUUGACGAUUUGAAACGACGAUUUCAAGAAGAUCCAACGCGGUAUACUCAAGUCGAGCUGGGCUUGGAUUAUAGGCAACUCUUUCUAAAGCAAAUAAAGCAACUGGAUGAGGAACUUCGAAGCGAUGAGACCAAGUCUAAAAGAGGAAGGCCCAGAAAAGUUGUGAGUGCAGAAGAGAAAGAAGCGCCCAAAGAAGUAAGAAAACGUGGAAGGCCUCGCAAAAAUUCACCGGAUAUUUCAAAUUUGAAUACAGCUGAUGGGAGACCUGAUACCGGAAACUCACGGGAAAUACAAGGAAGCGAGCUUGUUUUUGGGCCAAAAAGGAAAAGGGGAAGGCCGAGAAAAAUCGGCACUGCAAUAAAACUAGAAAGCGUCGAUGAUUCUAAACGUGUCGGAAAUCAGAACAAAUCACCUCAAGAUGUGCCUCCGAUGAUACCUGUCAGUACGUCCAAUUCUAACAAGGGCCUUGUAUCUGGAGUUGAAAAAGCUGGCACAACUGAAGGGAUACCUCUGGAUUCACCGCAGCGGCCAAGCGAGCUUGAAUCCCGAAUUGAGAUAAAAGCUACAAACCCUGAAACUUUGCCUCAAAGACGAGUAAAAUUGAACUCAAGAAGCCGUGGCCAACUUCUAGACGCAAGGGAUGAUCUGGAUAUGCUCGAUUACCAUUCUAAUAAAAGUAUUGUGCUGAAUUUCAAAAGUCGAAACUCUUCGCUGAGAAUUGAGAACACAAACCCAAUUCUAGACGAUAGCUUUGAUGCUUUCAGCUUCAGCACUCAAGGAAACAGUGAAUUUGUGAUACCUGAGAGCGCAUUUAAAUCAAAAUCUCUUGCAAGUCAAACGAAAGAGAUCACAGGAGAUGUGUGCCCCUCUAAUCCUGACGAAGAUGAGCAGGACCAAGCUAGAUCACCGUCGCUUAAUAAGUCCGUUAUGGCCUCGCCUGAUAUCGAUACAUCCAAGGCGAGAAAAUUGGAUGGCAUAGACAUGAAUAUUAAUAUGAGUGAAGAUAGUGAUUCAGAAAAAUCGCUCAAUGCGUAUUCAAGCCCGGUAAAAAGCCCUAUCACUAGUGUUAAUGGUGAACAAGAGGCCCUUCCAAGACAUGACAGCGAUGAGCCUAAAAUCCAUAUUCAGAACAACAUUCGGAACACUGCUCCCAGUGAUCAUGAGCAUGUGGCAAUUCAAACACACAAUGACGACGCUAAAUCAUGUUUGUACCGACCUGAGACACAAGAGGGCAUUGAGGUAGGAAACCAAGAGGCAUUUGAUGGGAACAGUGGCAGAAAAUUUCCAAGUCCUCCCUCAGACCACGUAGCGUUCGAUGAAAGCGAGCUUCAGUCUCAUGGGACGCCUAAAACCUCUUCUCCAAGGCGUCCAGCAAGUAAGGAAGAUGAUUUAACUCCCCGCUCUACCUUUGUGAGAAGACCCGGCCCGAACACUAUUAAUCUGAAUGAUGCCGCCGAAACUCCAACUCGCGCCUUUUCCUCUUCGGCCAAGCACACCAGCGUAGAAUUCAUGCCUAUCACUACACUGAACAACAAGAAAGAAGAUCAUGAAAGUUCUUGGAAUAAGAUGCAUGGCAAUGGUGUCCAAAGCCAUGAGCCCUGGGGAAAGAAUAUUGGAAACAGAGACAUCACAAAGCAUGAAGAGAAUCGCCUCCUUUUGAGGAGUUAUUUGCAUAGGCUUUUGAGAUACAUUAACUAUAAAGAUGCUUCGUUGUCUAACGACAAGAAUGGGGAUCUCCAUUUUUUCUUUAAUAAAAUGCCAUCUGAGGAGCAAGACUUAAAUUUCGUGUCGUGGCUGGAUAACAAAGAACAGGAAUUGAAAAGAAGCUUUGCUGAAGAACUGGCAAAUAAAAUGCAAGCUCUUGAAGAAAAGUUUAGCGAUGCAAAGAAUUGCAUUGAAAGGAUAAGUGACGAUGAAACUCUUGCAGAAGUGGCAAGAGCUUUUAGCGUAUGGCCACCUAAGGAUGUAGAAAACUAA
Lachancea mirantina is the source of this 2682-nucleotide messenger RNA. Lineage: Eukaryota; Fungi; Ascomycota; Saccharomycetes; Saccharomycetales; Saccharomycetaceae. The record is from the annotation of a GenBank genome assembly.